Glarea lozoyensis ATCC 20868 is the source of this 1596-nucleotide messenger RNA. RefSeq lists its product as uncharacterized. The transcript has 2 exons. NCBI's taxonomy places the organism in Eukaryota, Fungi, Ascomycota, Leotiomycetes, Helotiales, Helotiaceae. The record is from RefSeq and is a predicted model, not a curated record. The coding region runs from base 1 to 1596 and encodes 531 amino acids.
AUGCUUUCCAAAUUCCUCCUCCUCCCCAUCCUCGGCGUAGCAGCUAUACCAAACCCCCUAGCAGUCGACCCCUUCAAUUCCACCUCUUUCAUACUCCCUUCACCAACGCCCAGCCCUUGCCAAUCCCGUCUCUGCGCCCCGGAUAACACACCAGCUGUCUUCGAUCCGGUUACUAAGACAUGCGUCUGUAAACCGCCGCCGGAAUGUCCGCUUGUUAAGUGUAAAGAGGGGUACCAUCCGGUGUAUAACCCGAAAACUAAGAAGUGUGAUUGUGUGAAGGAUGAGGUUGAUCCGACGACUUGUCCGGGUGUCAAGUGUAAGGAAGGUUUUCAUCCGGUGUAUAAUCCGAAGACGAAGAAGUGUGAUUGUGUGAAGGAUGAAGUUGAUCCGGCGACUUGUCCGAAUAUCAAGUGUAAAGAAGGAACACACCUGGUCUACAACCCCAAAACCAAGAAAUGCACCUGCGUAAAAGACGAGGUGCCAGACCCGAAAACCUGUCCGAACAUCCGCUGCAAAGACGGCUAUCACGCCGUCUACAACCCGAAAACCAAAUCCUGCACUUGCGAACCGGAUCAGUCAUGUUCAACCACCAAGUGCACAGCAUCCACCCAUCCCGUCUUCGAUCCCGAGAAGAAACGCUGUGUCUGCGUUCCUGGCCCGCCACCACCAGACUGCUCAUUCCUGUUCUGCGGUUCCGGCUCAUCGCCGGUUUAUGAUAAGAAAAGCCAGAGUUGUAUCUGUAAAUUGCUUAAUGAGAUACCAAGGUCUUGUCCGUUGUUGAACUGUAUAAGGGGCACGCAUGUGGUGUAUCACCCCGAGACGCAAAGCUGUACAUGCGAUACCGAGUGUCCGGAUCUCAUCUGCAUCGCCACUUCGAGUCCGGUGUUUAACCAAACCACUAGGGCGUGUAGUUGCGAACCUAUUGUCGUUGAGCCGGCUUUGUGUCCGGAUGGUUGGUGUGGGACGGGUAUGGAGACGUCGGUGGAUAGGAACAACGCGACGUGUAUAUGUCCGCCCCAACCAGCUACGACGACGGAGAUGGCGUUGCCAACCGAUAGUAGUACGCCCAACGCCUGUGCGCUGGUCCUGUGUAUUGCUGAGCAACGCCCGGUGCUGGAUCCGUCGACGGGAGAGUGUGCGUGUAAGUGGAGGCCGGGGUUUGAGCCGGAGGGGGAUGUGGUGCCGUUGGUGAAGAGGGUGGGCAAGCCGCCGUGUGCGGUAGUUUGUGAGAAUGGCAUUGUACCUGGUACUUGUGCUUGUAGGAAGGAAGAGGUUGUGAGGACGAGGACUACCAAGACGAAAACGGCGACGAGGACGAAGACGAAGUCAACUACCAAGGCUAAAGAGACGGAGAAGCCCAAAACAUCGAAAAAGACGGAAACAACGAAGAAGUCCAAGCCGACGGAAACGCCGAAACCGAUGUGUAAGAUGUUUUGCGAGUUCGGUUUCGUGGACAAUGGAGAGUGCAAGUGUAAGGAGGGGCCCAAGCCGGUUUGUACGUUAGCAUGUGAAUUCGGGUUUGUAGACGGCGGAGAUUGUAAGUGUAGGGAUAAACCUGAUGUUGAAGGGGAAAAAGAUGAUGAGGGAGAAGCCUGA